This is a messenger RNA of Ipomoea triloba (trilobed morning glory), 1329 nucleotides long. RefSeq lists its product as uncharacterized. The transcript has a single exon. NCBI's taxonomy places the organism in Eukaryota, Viridiplantae, Streptophyta, Magnoliopsida, Solanales, Convolvulaceae. The record is from RefSeq and is a predicted model, not a curated record. Bases 393 to 1187 code for a protein of 264 amino acids.
UUGUUCGCGAUUUAUUCAAACCCCGUCCGCUUCAACAAUCAACACUAGGCGUUUAAAGUAGCACCGCUGCAUUCUAAGAAAAAAACGCGGGUAAACAAAAAUUCAGUUUUAACGGCCAAAAAUGGUCGCCCCACAAUGUACACAUUUCUUUCUGAUUCUUGCCGAUUUUACAGUUUUCAAGGAGUGUAAUGAUCCAUCCUCCUUUUACCGGCCAUCAAAUUACAAACAUAGAAUUAUAGAAAAUUCCAAAAAGAAUUGAAGAAAAACUCCCGGAGGUUCGCCGGAAAAUCUAUAGAUCGUUUGGAUCUUGAUUCCGCAACUGUUUAUACAUACAGAAAAGGGAAAGAUCAGAUCGGAUCAGGAAUUUUCGAUAAUUCUGUGUUUCAUAUUUGAUGGCUAGUAGGGAAGAUGGAUCGCCUGAGAGCGCAAUAAGAAAAGGGAAAGAUCGCGGCGGCGGCGGCGAUCCGUCUGAAUCCCCGACAAAGCCCUCAUACGAGCAGUUUAAAAAGGUGCAAGGUUACCAGGUGGUGUCCAUGUCCACGGCGGAUCCUCCUUUGAAAGGCAAUAAUGUUCGGAGGCUUCGCUCCAUAUUCGAGGCUCGGAACCCUAGCGGGUCGCCCGUUUCUCGAUCCACGGUGUUGCCGUGGUCCCCGGUGAAAACCCCGCCCCGAUCCGGCAAAUCCUCCUUAUUGAGCUCCGAUCUAGUGGAUUCUCCAUGGCGGUUACCAGGGACCGAGGACAGAGUGGUAAUUUACUUCACGAGCCUCCGCGGAAUCCGGAGGACGUUCGAGGACUGUUACACGGCGCGGAUGAUCGUGAAGGGAUUCAGAGUGAAUUUAGACGAGAGAGACAUUUCAAUGGACAACGCGUACAAGAAGGAGCUGCAGAACGUGCUGGGCGAGAAGAAUCCGACCUUGCCGCAGAUCUUCAUCAAGGGGAAGCACAUCGGCGGCGCGGAAGUGAUCAGGCAAUUGAACGAAACAGGGGAGCUCGUUAGAUUGCUGAGAGGCCUGAUGACAAGGCCGCCCGGGUACGUGUGUCAAUGCUGCGGCGACGUGCGGUUCAUCCCUUGCUCCAAUUGCGACGGCAGCCGGAAACUGUUCGACGAGGACGAAGGGCAGCUCAGAAAAUGCCCCGAGUGCAACGAAAACGGCUUGGUUCGUUGUCCUAUUUGCUGCGACUCAUAAUAUAUAUGAUAUUAUUGUGAUUCAAUUGCAUGCAAUGCAUUAUAUUGUACUUGAAGCUCGGCCAGAAAGCCAAUUUUUUCCAAAUUGUCAAAUGUAUAACUCAAAGUAAUAAUACGAAGUGGUAUAGAUUGAGCUAUCCAUA